Molecule: messenger RNA, 1322 nt
Organism: Suillus bovinus
Lineage: Eukaryota; Fungi; Basidiomycota; Agaricomycetes; Boletales; Suillaceae
Exons: 16
Coding region: 174-1034 (286 amino acids)
Source: RefSeq, a predicted model, not a curated record
CCCAAUAAGUACUAGGGCGACCUACGUGGAGAAGUUUAGUCUCACAGAUUAGAGCUUUGAAAUCCACCAAAUCCCUCCAGCUUCAAGUUGAACGUGGACAAGUACAGCAAGCGCGGUGACAUUCAGAAGGGGGCGUAAACCCAAGUUAACAAUCACCUCUUGAACGACCCGGAAUGUCGACAGACUAUUCAGCUGAUGAUAUCGCGGCAGCGAUGAGUUUGCUGUUCUUCCAGUACAUUUACAUUUCUCUAACUACUUUCUGGACCUACGAUUAUGCUUGUUCGCUUCACGAAGAGUGGAGAUUCCUGCUUUUGUCGCACUGGACCAAGGCGAAAGGCCUUUAUAUCGUCACGCGAUAUGUCCCCUUUCUCCUUCUCGCAACAAAUUUAUAUUUGAGUUUUAUCCCAAAUGAAACCCCAGGUAAAUGCCGGGUGUUGGACAAUAUUUGCUCAGGGUUCAGCAUGCUAUUAGCUGUUUGCUCCGAAUGCUUUUUCAUUCUAAGAACAUGCGCGCUCUGGAGCAACAAUAGAAUCUUGUUCGCAGCCAUUCUUGUAACCGCUUUCACUUUUGUCGGGGCAUCUAUCGGCGUUACCUUCGCUACUACUGCUCCCGCAACAUAUGCAAUCAGUGCGAUCCCCGGUAUCGCAGGGUGCUACCAGAGCUCGACUAGUCUCCAGCUCUUCAUACCAUUUCUUUUAUUGUGCGCAUUCGAAUUGGGACUCAUGACUCUCACACUCAUACGUGCCAUACAGAGCUGGCAGCAGAACAGAAACCGUCUGUACACUGUCCUGGUGAACCAUAACAUAUUUUAUUAUACAUGUGGUCUUUUGUUCUCUGUGGCGAACAUAUUCACGUCACUGCUCCUCCAUUACUCCUACCACGCUAUAUUGCAUGAUUUCCAGUUCAUUGUCCUCGCGAUCCUCGCCACGCGUAUGCACCGCCAUCUCUGGCAGAUGAAGCAUCAAACACGCGGCUCUGAUGCACUCAUGCAAAUUCCUAUGUCUGACAUGUCACCUGUAGAGUGUACGGCAUGACACAUUACUUACUCGACAUCGUUUGUCGAGCGAGGUGUAUAUUGUACGAGAUGAUUGGUGGGCUUGGUAGAGCUCGCCAGACGCUUAACUUAUAGGACUAUUUUUGCGGCAGGAGAAGCUUUUGGUGUUUUUCAACAUCCUGGGCGUUGAGUUUUCAGUGUGAGCUACUUAGCAACUACUAUCUUUUUCCUUCAUACAUCGAUGGCCUCGUAUCGUACUGGUUGCUUAGUUCACUCUGUCAUAUUUCUUCGAUCAAUAUCAUACUGCCUUUGAACAUAUCAUAUAGAA